AUGUCAAAUUUUAUAAAUCAUCCUUACCACUUAGUUGAUAAAAGCCCCUGGCCUCUUCUUAGAGCGUUCAGAGUUAUAAGCUUAGUGACAGGCUUGGCAAAAUGAUUCCAUACUUUUAAUGUAAGUUUAGUAGCAUUCAGUCUCUUUGCUACCACUUUAAUUAUAAUUCAAUGAUGACGAGACGUAGUACGUGAGGGAACUUACCAAGGUCUUCAUACGAUUCAAGUAGGAGUGGGCUUACGGUGGGGUAUAAUUUUAUUUAUUACCUCUGAAGUAUUGUUUUUUAUAUCUUUCUUCUGGGCAUUCUUUCAUAGAAGUCUAGCCCCUGCAGUGGAGUUAGGAAGUUCUUGACCACCUGCUGGGAUCAAACCAUUUAACCCGUUCCAAAUUCCUUUAUUAAAUACCGCAAUUCUUUUAGCAUCAGGGGUUACUGUGACUUGGUCCCACCAUGCGCUUAUACAAAAUAAUUAUACUCAAGGGCUACAAGGACUAGUUGCGACUGUUUUUUUAGGACUAUAUUUUACUUCCCUGCAAGCUUUAGAAUAUUAUGAAGCUCCGUUUUCUAUCGCGGACGCAGUUUACGGCUCUACAUUCUUUGUAGCCACCGGAUUUCACGGUCUUCAUGUAAUUAUCGGGACUGCGUUUUUAUUAGUUUGUCUUAUUCGACACAUAUUUAAUCAUUUUUCAAGUACGCACCACUUUGGGUUCGAGGCUGCGGCUUGGUAUUGACAUUUUGUUGACGUAGUUUGAUUAUUUUUGUUCAUUUCUAUCUACUGGUGGGGUAAUUAA
Molecule: messenger RNA, 789 nt
Organism: Daphnia magna
Lineage: Eukaryota; Metazoa; Arthropoda; Branchiopoda; Diplostraca; Daphniidae
Source: the annotation of a RefSeq genome assembly